UCUCACUUAGUACAGCUCCAUACAUUGCCAGGGCUUAGAACAAGUACAGAAUGGAGCCUAAACUCUUCCUCUCUGUUUUAGGAUGCCUGCUCUCACAAUGUGUUUUCUCGGUUGCAUGCCCAAGCAGAUGUCUUUGCUUCAAGACUACCUUUCGCUGUAUGCACCUGAUGUUGGAACAUAUCCCUAAGGUGCCAUAUCAGACAACAAUAUUAGACUUACGUUUUAAUCGUAUCAGAGAUCUCCAGUCUGGAUCUUUCAAGAAGCUGACUAAUUUGAACACACUAUUGCUGAACAAUAACUUAAUUAAGAGGAUUCCUCGAAAAGUAUUUGAAGACCUUGAAAGCCUGCAGUAUCUUUAUAUAUACAAGAAUGAAAUUCAUACAAUAGACCACCAAGCAUUUAAGGGGCUGGUAUCCUUGGAACAACUGUAUCUCCAUUUCAACAAUAUAGAAGUACUUGAUCCAGACACAUUUGAUGGCCUUCCAAAGCUUGAAAGACUAUUCUUGCAUAAUAAUAGAAUCUCCAGAAUACCUACUGAGACUUUUUCUCGCUUGAAUUCUCUGAAAAGACUGCGCUUGGACUCCAACAAGCUGGUGUGUGACUGCGAUGUACUAUGGCUGGCAGAACUGAUGAGGGGAUAUGCCAAGAAUGGUAACACACAAGCAGCUGCCACCUGCGAAUAUCCCAGAAGGCUACAGGGCAGAUCCGUUUCCUCAGUAACAGCAGAGGAGUUAAAUUGUGAAAGACCUCGGAUCACCUCUCAUCCACAGGAUGCUGAUGUAACACCAGGAAAUACUGUUUAUUUCUCUUGCAAAGCAGAGGGUAAUCCCAAGCCUCAAAUCAUCUGGAUACAUAACAACAAUUCCUUGGACAUGAAAGAUGAUACACGCCUAAAUUUGCUGGAAGAUGGGACACUUAUGAUUCAGAACACCCAAGAGUCAGACCAGGGCACCUAUCAGUGUAUGGCAAAGAAUGUAGCAGGAGAAACUAAGACAGAUGGUGUGCUACUCAGAUAUUUUGGCUCCCCAAGUAAGUCUGCCUCAUGA
This is a messenger RNA of Protopterus annectens (West African lungfish), 1046 nucleotides long. RefSeq names its product peroxidasin homolog. Gene Ontology annotation, molecular function: protein binding. The record is from RefSeq and is a predicted model, not a curated record. The coding region runs from base 51 to 1046 and encodes 331 amino acids. NCBI's taxonomy places the organism in Eukaryota, Metazoa, Chordata, Ceratodontiformes, Protopteridae. The transcript is spliced from 9 exons.